Molecule: messenger RNA, 699 nt
Organism: Trypanosoma conorhini
Lineage: Eukaryota; Euglenozoa; Kinetoplastea; Trypanosomatida; Trypanosomatidae
Product: DREV methyltransferase
Exons: 1
Coding region: 1-699 (232 amino acids)
Cellular component (GO): cytosol; nucleus
Molecular function (GO): protein-N-terminal glutamine amidohydrolase activity; protein-N-terminal asparagine amidohydrolase activity
Source: RefSeq, a predicted model, not a curated record
AUGACGCAUGCUCUCCCUUCAGAAAAGGCCGUUCAAAAGGACGUGGGUGGUGGUAGUAGGGGCAGUAACUCCCGCCUGAAGAAUUCAUGGGUUCGUCUCAAGCGCGACUCGGUGCCAUAUGCCUCUCACUACUGUGAGGAAAACACAUAUAAGCUUAUUGAGGCCUUAUAUUGCGAGCACGCACUUCCCGAUGACAGUGUUUUUGCCGUCUUUGUGAGCAACAAGCGCAAGGCGGUGCCUGUGUGGAUGCAGCGUCUCGGCGGCGCGGAAGGGCGGGAUCCGGUUCUGUGGGACUACCAUGUCAUUGCCCUCACGCUGGACACAGCGGGCAACUGGUGGGUGUGGGACUAUGACACUCUCCUACAGUUUCCUUACCCAGCGAAAGGCUAUGUAUCGGCGUCCUUUCGACCGGAGAUGCAGAUAAGUGAAGCCUAUAGGCAAAGGUUUCGCGUCGUCCCUGGACGUACAUACCUGGCGAGGUUUUCGUCGGAUCGUUCACACAUGGCGGCAUCGGGCAUUCCUUCCCCGCCGUGGCCCAUUAUUCAGGGCCCUUUGGCUGCCACGACUAUGCAACUUCCUUGCUAUUGGAAUAUGUAUACAGAAGAUGACGACAACAAGGGCGUUGAUGGGUUAGUGUCGGAUUGUUAUGGGAGUGUGAUGAACAUUAGGCAGUUGAUGGAGUUCAUAUCAAACAAAUAA